GUCUUUUGCUAAAAAUGCGACGCUUAGCAAGCAAAUCCACUCUGUGGGAAAUAAACUGAAAUAAAGCAUGACAGUGAAUGGCAUUGAAGCGAUUUUGUUUUUCUCUCUCGAGGGAAGGACGUGAUAUGCAUCGUUGAUUACAAAUGUAUAAAUCCCUUUAAGAGGAGUGUAAGCGGCUAGCUAUAGUGAGAUCAUGGCGUCCUGCGUUUCAGACAAGAUGGAGUGUAACAAGCACCCAGGAGAACUAAUUCAAAGACUCUGCGCCAACUGCAACGUCUACGUGUGUCUCGAAUGCGUUUCUUUGAACCAUUCUGGACAUACGUUCAAAAAGUUCCGAGAUAUCAUGGAAGAGAAGAAAAAAGAACUUGAGCACAUUGUGAAAUUGUCGAGAGAUCAAACUUUAGAGGAUCUAGAGAAAAAAGCAGAGCGAGCUAAAAAGCAGAAGGAAGCUUUCUGUGAAGAAAUUCAGAAGAAUAUCGAUAUGGUGCAAAAGCGGGCCGAUGUUUUGAAAUCAACUGUGGACGCUGUAAGGAAUGGAUACUUGCAGGAGAUGGAAAAGACCAAGGAUGACCAUGUUAAGGAGUUCGAAGACGCGGAAGAGAAACUCCGAGAAACUAUAAGGUCAGUAAAAUGUUUGAUUGAGGGUUAUGACCUCGUGCUUAAAUCCGACAACCAGAGUUCUGUGAUCGAAUGCUCGAGGAACGCUGAGCACGAAAUAGAGAAAACGAUACCGAAUAUAUCCAUUCCAAACUAUAGUCACCAAAACUUGUCUUUCCCGGAGGUAGACGAGGAGAUCAAGAAGCUGUUCGUACAAGUGGAAGAUGAGAACGACUUGUCGUCUGACUAUGUGGAGUGUGGGGGAAGUAGUGAUGAUAGCGACCCCACGGAUAUGAAGUUCACGUGCAGCACCCUCACCAGAAAUCGCCGGUCCCCAAUUAGGGUGAAGAGAAACAAUAGUAGAGCCCUAAAUAGGAAGACCAACCGUAUUCUGCUGAGUGCGGAUAUACGUACCCCUGCCAGAAUGAAAGUCGGGCGCGAUGACCAAAACGUUUCAUCCAUUUUUGCUGCGCAUUCUGGGGAAGCUUGGAUGAACAUUACUGGGGGGAGGCUCGCCAGUGAAAUACAGAGAGUCCUAAAACAUGGGCAGAUAAGUGACAGGAUAACCAGGGAAGCCGAGGACUUUUCAAUAGGACCGACUGAUAAAUUGUACACAACAGAGCUAGUUGGAUCUCUCAUCUUUCAAUACAACUUGCAGGACAAAACGUUCAGCACUUUGACUGACCUAUCCCCUAACACAGUCAAAGGCAUCAAAGUCCUGAGAUCCGGUGACCUUGCAGUGUGCCUGCUAGAUAAGGACAACUUUACGAUAUCCAAGCAAUCCAAAAGAACAAUCAGAAUCUUGAAUCCUGCAGGAAAGUUCUUGAGUGACAUUGAGUUUGCUGGCAACAGCAGUAACAAGUUGUUUGUCAACCCACAUAGAGUUGAGGAGAGGAUGGACGAUUUCUGUGUCGUUGAUCGUCUGUCUGUGAACGAGGGUCGAUUGAUCGUUGUCUCCAAAUCCAGUAAAGUCCGCUUUACUUACACAGGGUUUGAAAAAGACCCGAGACACAAGUUUGACCCUCGAGACGUCGUGGCUGCGAGCGACGAUUCGAUUUACAUCGCCGAUCGUAAUUACGGCAUUCAUCAGUUGACCCCUCUUGGAUUGUUUGCAAGGUACUUGAUAACCUACGAGGACAGUCUCUUCCGCCCCCUGGCGGUUACUAUUGAUGACGAGCAGACGGUCUGGGUCGGUUGCGAGAAAGGCAUUGUCCAGAGGCUAAAGACUCAGUGCUGUGACGUUUUUAUUGAGGAGAGCGACAUCCCGGAAUCUUGUGCGUAGUGACCAUAGGAAUCCGAAGAACCGAAACAAUGCAAAUUCCUUAUUUGGCUUUAUUUGUUUUUUAAUGUAAAUGCUUUUAUUUGAUUGAUUUGACCAUAACAUAUUUUAUUGCAUUAUAUAUUACAAUGACAUUGGGCGCAAGUUGUAAACUUAAUUCGCCCUCUCUCGACAUGUUUCAUAUGCUUUUUAAAUGCUUUAAUAUAAUGUUAUUUUGCGCUUUUUGGUCAAUCUUGUAGAGUCAAGAAUUGGAUUACAACAUACACAAGACUAGUCAAAUGGACAGAGAAGUCUUUUGAGCUUUAACUGUGGCUUAAAUGUAUUUAUAUUAAAUAAAAAUGGUGAAUAAAACAACCUAUAGCUGUAUUUUACUCGAAGAUAUAGAAUUUAUCGCUGAAAAAAAUACCACUAGAAUUCCUUA
Magallana angulata is the source of this 2297-nucleotide messenger RNA. RefSeq lists its product as uncharacterized. The transcript has a single exon. Gene Ontology annotation, molecular function: zinc ion binding. The record is from RefSeq and is a predicted model, not a curated record. NCBI's taxonomy places the organism in Eukaryota, Metazoa, Mollusca, Bivalvia, Ostreida, Ostreidae. Bases 194 to 1879 code for a protein of 561 amino acids.